AUGCCUAUUGCGACGGACUUUCCUAGCAUCCAAAAAACGAAGGACGACGUUGAUUACAUCGACGCCGUAGUCAAGCAGAUAGAACACAGAAUUAAGCAGCUUGUGGCUGAACGAAUCUACCUUAAUCGAAAACGCAAUAGCUACUCGCCCGCCGUCAAACUGCCUCCCGAGCUACUGUCGCUCAUCUUUCAGUUUGCUUGCCUACCCGAUGAAGGACACCAACUUGAAUAUCACACGCCAACCAUGUACCAUUACGGAGAAAUAAACCAGGGCCUAUGUAUUGGGAAAGGUGCUUUGACCCCAUUCUUUCUUGGCACCAUCUGCAGUGCGUGGCGACAAGUCGCACAGGACACCUCACAGCUCUGGUGUGCCGUCAUUGUGUAUAUGAAUCAGCGGCAUGCAGAUUCACAAGCUGCCCUGCUCAAAUCAUGGCUCAAGCGCUCUGGACAACGUCCCAUCUCCGUGAAGCUUGUAGAGGGAGACAAGGCGAAUAAUCGAGACGCUGACUGGCCCACAGACGUCACGGAUAUAGAAGGGGAUGCCAACCACGAAAGAGCCGACCGGUGGCCCGCCGAUUUCGUCGAUGUCUCGUCAGCUGUAAUCAACGUACUCGCCUCCCACUCAAAACAAUGGCACACAAUUGAUAUAUUCGUCCCUCACUCAUGGAAGUUAGAACUUGCAAAAGUGCGCCAUAAUAUCCCUCUGUUAACGAGCUUGACGCUGCGCGUGGCAGACACCUGCCCUUCACUUGCAUACAUCGACGUAUUCGCCUACGCCCCCCAGCUACACUCGGUCCACCUGGUAGGGUACUCAGUCACAGAUAUCUGUCUUCCUUGGAAGCAAUUGUGCCAUCUUGAGGGGGAAUACUUCAGUUCAUGGGAUUGCCUCAAAGCCAUGCAUCUUGGGGUACGACUUAGGAAGUGCCAGUUCGAACAGCUCUGUCACGGAUUGGAGUUUACCACCUUCAAUAGCCGGCCUAUCAAGCACGAGUAUCUUACUUCGUUCGAAUUGUUGAUGAAGACUACGCACGAGCUCGAUACCUUUCUCAGCUCGCUGAUGUUACCUAAUCUGAAAGAACUCGUGGUGUCGCUAUCCGAUGAAGAGUCUCUGUUGUGGCCCAUAAUCCCGCUGAUGCGUCGUUCAGAUUUCAAACUACAGCUUCUUCAUCUCCUUGGCACAACACCGGAUGAAGAACAAUUGAUCGGGUUUUUAAAGGUGCAGCCGUGGAUUAAGUCUUUGAUACUCCUCAACCCACUGGUUACCACAGGUGGAACUCUGGGCUAUAGCUUUAUUGAAGCGAUGACGCCCAUGAAGGCCAGAAAGGAAUAUGACCAGCCAAUAGCCUAUCUCCUUCCAAUGCUUGAGCAUUUUGAGUAUCAAGGCGCCACAUCGUUCACUCCACACAGCCUUGUUCGUCUUCUUUCCAAACGGUGGCAAACAGGUGCGCAAAUUUUGGGUGAGGCCCCAGUUACACAUCGUCAGCCACUCCCCUACCCAAUCCCUGCAGUUAAGGUCCUUCAAAUGCAAAAAGUCGAACCAGCUCUUCUCCGCUCAGUGACCAUCACCAUUUCCAGGGCAUGGAAUUUAACAUUGUCUGACACACAGAUAGUUCAACGUCUUGAGGAAGAGGGCAUGCAUAUCCAACUUCUCGAAUUCCCCUCUCGCAACCGUAGGAGGCGUAUUUAG
Molecule: messenger RNA, 1686 nt
Organism: Psilocybe cubensis
Lineage: Eukaryota; Fungi; Basidiomycota; Agaricomycetes; Agaricales; Agrocybaceae
Exons: 1
Coding region: 1-1686 (561 amino acids)
Source: RefSeq, a predicted model, not a curated record